UUGGUGGGAACUUCACCAGGCUGCCAGGAGUUCUCAAACAUGAUGGCGAGUGGCCUGGCCACUACAUCCGCCACUUCCCUCAAGACCCAUGGAUGCAACUCAUCAGAAUGAUGAAGUCCUCUGUACAUACAGAAGAAGAUGACUUUGUGCCAGAGCUUCAGAGAAGCAUCCAUCCCAGAGAGAGGCCAGACUGGGAGGAGACUCUCAGCGCUAUGGCAAGAGGUGCAGAUAUCCCGGACAUUCCAGGGGAGUUGCCGCUCCGGACCUGUGGCAGUACAGCAAGUAUGAAAGUGAAGAAUGUGAAAAAGUUAUCCUUUACAAAGGGUCAUUUCCCAAAGAUGGCUGAAUGUGCACAUUUCCAUUACGAAAACGUGGACUUUGGCAACAUACAGCUUUCGCUCCCGGAGGAACAGAAUGAAGUAACAAGAAACGGCUGUGAAUCCAAGGAACUGGUCUACCUUGUACAGAUCUCUUGUCAGGGGAGGAGCUGGAUCGUGAAACGGAGUUAUGAAGAUUUCAGAGUACUUGAUAAACAUCUUCACCUAUGUAUUUAUGACCGACGCUUCUCCCAGCUCUCUGAGCUACCCCGCUCCGAUGCCCUGAAGGACAGUCCAGAGCUUGUCACCCAGAUGCUGAUGGCUUACCUGUCACGUCUCUCAGCCAUCGCAGGCAACAAGAUAAACUGUGGGCCUGCUCUCACAUGGAUGGAGAUUGAUAACAAGGGGAAUCACCUGCUAGUCCAUGAGGAAUCAUCCAUUAACGUUCCUGCUAUCGCUGCUGCCCAUGUUAUUAAGAGAUAUAUCGCUCAGGCAGCAGACGAGCUGUCCUUUGAGGUGGGAGACAUCGUGUCUGUUAUUGACAUGCCACCAAAGGAGCUGACCACAUGGUGGAGAGGCAAACAUGGAUUUCAGGUUGGAUUUUUUCCUAGUGAGUGCGUUGAACUAAUUAAUGACAAAGUUCCUCAGUCCGUGACCAAUUCUGUGCCAAAACCAG
This is a messenger RNA of Balearica regulorum gibbericeps (East African grey crowned-crane), 993 nucleotides long. NCBI's taxonomy places the organism in Eukaryota, Metazoa, Chordata, Aves, Gruiformes, Gruidae. The record is from RefSeq and is a predicted model, not a curated record.